AGAGAGCUGAAAAAUGUCAGGUUUUCUUGAGAGCUUGAGGUGCUCGGAGUGUGUUGACUGGGGAGAGAAACGCAACACCAUCGCUUCUGUUGCUGCUGGAGUGCUGUUUUUUACCGGUUGGUGGAUAAUCAUAGAUGCAGCUGUAAAAUACCCUAAAGUGGAAGAUUUCAACCAUUCAUACCAUGCAUGUGGGGUUAUAGCCACUAUUGCAUUCCUAAUGAUCAAUGCGGUGUCCAACGGACAAGUGCGGGGUGACAGUUACAGUGAAGGCUGUCUGGGCCAAACAGGUGCUCGGAUCUGGUUGUUCAUCGGGUUUAUGAUGGCUUUUGGAUCUCUGAUUGCUUCCAUGUGGAUCCUUUUUGGAGGCUACGUUGUUAAAGAAAAACCUGUCGUAUACCCAGGAAUAGCUGUGUUUUUCCAGAAUGCAUUCAUCUUUUUUGGAGGACUGGUCUUCAAAUUUGGUCGCACGGAAGAUUUGUGGCAAUGAACGCGCCUGCGGAAGUGCAUUGGCCCUGCUGGUUUUUUAACUGCACACUCUCAAAAUUUUGUAAAACCAUUUUGUAAACAGUGACCUUCAAUUGUGUCUAAAGAUAAAACAAGGAAAACUUCAAUCAUAGCACUAAAAAUUCUGGUUCUAUUCUGUUUAA
This is a messenger RNA of Charadrius vociferus (killdeer), 647 nucleotides long. RefSeq names its product transmembrane protein 50A (gene TMEM50A). NCBI's taxonomy places the organism in Eukaryota, Metazoa, Chordata, Aves, Charadriiformes, Charadriidae. The coding region runs from base 14 to 487 and encodes 157 amino acids. The record is from RefSeq and is a predicted model, not a curated record. Gene Ontology annotation, biological process: protein targeting to vacuole; late endosome to vacuole transport via multivesicular body sorting pathway. The transcript has 6 exons.